This is a messenger RNA of Thamnophis sirtalis, 2521 nucleotides long. It is a transcript of the gene LRRC18, whose product is annotated as leucine rich repeat containing 18. Lineage: Eukaryota; Metazoa; Chordata; Lepidosauria; Squamata; Natricidae. Gene Ontology annotation, cellular component: cytoplasm. The record is from RefSeq and is a predicted model, not a curated record. Gene Ontology annotation, molecular function: protein binding.
AGGCGGCAUCACAACAGCUGACUACAAUAUCACAGGAACCGGAGUUCAACAUCACGCAUCACCACCCGCUGACUUCGACGGAGCGCCUUUUCAUGCCCCCUGAGCUGCUGCCCUUUCAGUUAGGGGGAUGGCCAAGGGAGGAGCAAAGCCCCCCAAGGGGAAGAAGGUCACCUUGAAGGUUGCCAAGACCUGCAUAAAGAUCACCUUUGACGGGAAGCGCCGCCUUGACCUGAGCAAGAUGGGCAUCACGACCUUCCCCAGGUGUAUCCUGAAGCUGGAGGACAUCGAUGAGCUGGACCUCAGCCGGAACAUGAUUAAGAAGAUCCCGGAGGCGAUCGAUAAAUUCCAGAACCUGCGCUGGCUGGACCUGCACAGCAACCAGAUCGAUAAGCUGCCAGAAACCAUAGGGAACCUCCAGAACCUCAUUUUCCUGAACCUCUCCAACAACAAGCUCACCGCCCGCAGCCUGCCCAUGGAGCUCAACCAGCUGAAGAACCUGCGGAACCUUAACCUCGGCCUCAACCACAUCGACAACCUCCCAACCACCCUGGGAGCCCUGAAGGAGCUCCAGGAAGUCGGGGUGUUCGAUAAUCUGCUGACGCUGCUCCCGAACAGCAUCGCCAAGCUCCCUAAACUGAAGAAGCUAAACUCCAAGAGGAACCCCUUUCCUGGCCCCACCGAAGAGGAAAUCUUUAUUGAUAACAUCAAACGCCUUGAGACGCUCUAUCUGGUAGAAGAGAAAGACCUUUGCCCACCGUGCCUGAGGAAAUGCCAAGAGGAGAGGGACAAGCUCAACAAGCUGAAGAACACGGUGCCUGCCUCCCUCAGGAAGCCAAACUUCUCCAACCUCAUGACCCCCAACUCCCUGGCAAAGGAGAACCAGGCUGAGUGGAGGUGAGGAGCCCGGCAGGCCCAUCUGCAGCCGAACCACUCGGCAGUGCAGAGAGUGUGGCCUCCCUUCCUUAGGAACCGUCCAACUAAUAAAACAGCUCUGGGUCACAUAGACCUCCGUGACUCUCACAGACACCUGUCAAUCCACCACGCCUCCCCACAGCAAGAGGCCAGGCUCUAAAAUCUGCUAUCCCCACCUUCCCUCCAGCUGCCCCUGGAGGCCCCUGGAGGCCCCUGGGAACAGACCUCAUGACCUUCCAAUAGGUACCCCAGCCCCGGUGAAGACCUCUCCCCGCUUCUGAUCCAAGAGAGGUGGGCUGAGCCCUUGGGCAGCAGACACAGGAGGCAUCCCAAGGCAGCCCAGUGCUGGAGACCUCCUCCUCCUCCUCCUCCUCCUCUCUCCUGGUUCGCAGAGAAGUUCCCAAGAUGGUUGCAGGCGGGAUGCUGCCAACACCAAAGGGAAGGGCCAACUCUGCGUUUUAGACCCAGGCUAGUUUCCCUUUCCAGUUCCAGACGGAGCUUGGGAAGAAGGGCCGAGGAUGUCCCCUAGGUCCCAAACCUUUCCAGCACUACCAAUACUUAAGAGCCAGAGGGCCGGAGCUAGCAGAACCACAGAGGGCUGAAAUUCAUUCCUCUGGCAAUUCUUGCUCCUGGCUCGAUCCAGUCAGGGCCCAAGGAUCAUUAGAAGGCAACCAGGCUACCUUCUCCAGCACGUCUCUCUUUUGCCCACAGAUCACAUCUUGCACCUCAACACAUGAACAACAAUUGCAAUUAUUUUGGCUCCUUUCAAAAUUCUUUAGAUAUUUGGUCUAAGGAAAAACCUCUGACUCCAUUUUGAAUUUUACUUGACAGAAUAUUUCGGUAACCUUUUGAUUGUGAACCUUUAGCAUCACAUCAAUCACCGAAGGCCUUUUCUUGCCUCGUGCUUGUAAGAGUUAAUGCUGGCAACCUUGGUAAUUGCAUACGGAAAUUACUGUUUAAAUUGUCCUAUUUUAUGCCUGAGCUCAACCCAUAAUGGAGUUUUGCAGUUUCUCUGCAUCUUACAGUGUCAGAUGAAUUAGUACAUUGAGAAUUUCCAAAUGAGUUCCUUCUCUAGCAUUUGAACACGACGUUGGCCAGGACACAAAACAUCCAGAAACUCAGAAGAUGCAUCAAUGCAAGCAGAAUAUAAAAGAGGUUGACAGCCUGGGGGCCUCAGAGAGCAUUCAGGUCAUAAAGAUGGAUCAGAGAUGCCCUUCCCCUAUUUGAGCCACAUGAACGCGACUCUUAAACUUUUAUGGUUCUGGAGAUACUUGGCACAUUUGUGGUGUGAGCAGCUGUCAGGGUUCUUGGGUUACGCUGCCACUAUUCUGGGCAGUCCCUCCUGCCAAUCCCCCUAGGUACACCCAGACCAGGAAAGCAGCUCCAGGAGAGAAGGCUGAAGCUACAUUUUGAGAUUGGCCAUCACGACAGGAGAUCAAAAAUCUAGUUGGGCUGUUUCCUUGCAGUUCAGCGAAUUCACGGGACGUCCGCUCCAGCUGCUUCCUGGGCUUGAAAACGUUUCAGCCCCUUUUGCCUCGGUUCUACCAUAUUCCCACCCAAGUCAUCCCUGAUUCCUACUCCUGUUGAGCCACUUCACAGAGGCCCUGGG